Molecule: messenger RNA, 2148 nt
Organism: Malassezia sympodialis ATCC 42132
Lineage: Eukaryota; Fungi; Basidiomycota; Malasseziomycetes; Malasseziales; Malasseziaceae
Gene: LYS4
Product: homoaconitate hydratase LYS4
Biological process (GO): L-lysine biosynthetic process
Molecular function (GO): homoaconitate hydratase activity; 4 iron, 4 sulfur cluster binding
Source: RefSeq, a predicted model, not a curated record
AUGCUGUGCCUCGCUGCUGCGCACGCAGUGCGUCGUGUUCCAACCACGGGCGCGCGCUUCUACGCGCGCACCUUGGCUACAGAAGCGCCACAGACCUAUAUCGAAAAGGUCGUGCAAAAGUACGUGGUCGAUGCGGAUCCCUCCGUGCACGUGAAAUCGGGCGACUAUGUGUCCAUUCGCCCAGCGACAGUGAUGACGCACGACAACACCGGUCCCGUCAUCUCCAAGUUCCGCGCGAUUGGCGCGACGAAAAUCCAUGACCCACAGCAGGUCGUCUUUGCGCUGGACCAUGACGUGCAGAACAAGACGCCCAAGAACCUCGACAAGUACGCCAAGAUCGAGGCAUUUGCACGCGAGCACAACGUCGACUUCUACCCGGCCGGGCGCGGUAUCGGUCACCAGGUGCUCGUAGAGGAGGGCUACGCGUUUCCGCAGACCCUCGUUGUGGCGUCGGACAGCCACUCGAACAUGUACGGAGGCGUCGGCGCCGUCGGUACACCCAUCGUGCGGACGGACGCCGCGGCGCUGUGGGCUACAGGCAAGACAUGGUGGCAGCUGCCCCCGAUGGUCAAGGUCGAGCUCACUGGCCAGCUGCGGCCCGGUGUCACUGGCAAGGAUGUGAUUGUGGCGCUGUGUGGCUACUUCCACAACGACGAGGUGCUCAAUGCCGCGAUCGAAUUCACCGGCGAGGGUGUGCGCUCCCUCACCAUCGAUGAGCGUCUCUCCAUCAGCAAUAUGACGACCGAGUGGGGCGCACUUGCUGGCGUUUUCCCACUGGACGACUCGACCCUCGCCUGGUACGAGCAGCUGCUCCGCACCAUGGACCGCCUGCACUUCCAGGUCGGCUCUUCGCCCCGCCGCUCGGAGACGCAUCCGCGUCUGCACUGGAAGCGUCUCGAGCGUCUCGCGCGCGAGCGCUUUGCGGCUGAUCCCGGCGCGACAUACGCCAAGCACCUCAAGCUAGACCUCUCGACCCUCUCGCCGCACGUGUCGGGCCCCAACAGCGUGAAAGUGACCACGCCGCUUUCUGAGCUCGAAAAGCAGAACAUUGCAAUUCACAAGGCCUACCUGCUUUCGUGCGUAAAUGCGCGCGCCUCGGAUAUCAAGGCGGCCGCCGAUGUCCUACGCGGUAAAAAAGUGGCGCCGGGCGUCGAGAUGUACGUCGCAGCGGCCAGCAGUCUCGCGCAACGUGAGGCGGAGGAGUCCGGCGACUGGGGCGCGCUGCUCGCCGCUGGCGCACGACCCUUGCCGGCCGGCUGCGGCCCCUGCAUUGGCCUGGGCACCGGCCUCCUGCAGGACGGCGAAGUGGGCAUUUCUGCGACGAACCGUAACUACAAGGGCCGCAUGGGCAGCCCUAAUGCUCUGGCGUACCUCGCAUCUCCUGCGGUCGUCGCGGCAAGUGCGGCUGCGGGCAAGAUCUGCGCGCCUAGCCCGCUGCCAGAUGGCCAAGCGCCCACGCGCCAGGUCGUGUCGGAGCAGGCAGCAGCGCCCACGACCGGCGCGCCAAUUGAGCUGGACCCAGCAUUCCCGCCGUCGUUUGCAGGCACGCUUGUGUUUGUCCCACAAGACAACCUGAACACUGACGCGCUAUACCCCGGCAAGUAUACGUACCAGGACGACAUUACGCCUGAGCGUCAGGCGGAAGUGGUCAUGGAGAACUACGACCCAUCGUUCGCCAGUACUGUGGCACAGGAGCGGGCACGUCGCGUGGCGGCUGAGGAGCCUGCGAAUGUGGUGCUUGUAGGUGGCUUCAACUUUGGCACGGGAUCAUCGCGAGAGCAGGCUGCGACGGCGCUCAAGUAUGCGGGCGUGCCAGUGGUGUUGGCCGGCUCGUUUAGCGACGUGUUUAAGCGGAAUGCCAUCAACAAUGGGCUCAUAUGCCUGCAGUGCCCUGAGCUGGUAGAGGACCUGACGCGUGCGCAUGCCAAGGACGGCGCGCGCGGCGCAGGUGGUACCAAGCCGGGCGAACUGAGUGUGCUGCUGCGCGAUGCCACCGUCGAGCUGGAUAGCCGCACAGGUGCGGUGAUACUGAAACACGCAGAUGGACGCGUGGCCCAGUAUACAACGAUGCCAGCAGGGAUUGGGCGCUCGAUCCAGGACAUUUAUGUCGCGGGCGGCCUUGAGCGCUGGGUUCAGCAGCGUCUGUAG